AUGGCUUUCAAAGGAUCCGGCCCUGUUUUCUUUCUGCUCCUAGCCAUUCUGUUCAUCCUGGAAGCCUAUGCUGCCGACUACAAGACGUUCCUACGGCAGCACUACGAUAAUCCCAAAAGCAAUGUUGGCAAGCGUUAUUGUAACACCAUGAUGCAGAGACGCGGGAUGACCAAACCUCAGUGCAAGGCAGUGAAUUCCUUUGUCCACGCCUCCAAGAAACAAAUCACAGGCGUGUGUGGUGCUGGAGGGCAACCUCAUGGCAAUAACUUGCGUCGUAGUCGUAAGCAAUUCUCGGUCACAACCUGCAAACACACAGGGGGUUCAACACGUCCACCUUGUAACUACAGAGAGAACAAGUCACAGAGGUUCAUCGUCAUUGCUUGUAGAGGCGGGAAGCCUGUUCAUUAUGAUGAAGGCCAGAUCUGAAGAA
Molecule: messenger RNA, 430 nt
Organism: Pogona vitticeps (central bearded dragon)
Lineage: Eukaryota; Metazoa; Chordata; Lepidosauria; Squamata; Agamidae
Source: RefSeq, a predicted model, not a curated record